Molecule: messenger RNA, 1347 nt
Organism: Lactuca sativa (garden lettuce)
Lineage: Eukaryota; Viridiplantae; Streptophyta; Magnoliopsida; Asterales; Asteraceae
Product: B-box zinc finger protein 19
Biological process (GO): regulation of DNA-templated transcription; photomorphogenesis
Cellular component (GO): nucleus
Molecular function (GO): zinc ion binding
Source: RefSeq, a predicted model, not a curated record
AGCUUCUUCCUAUUUCCCCUCUCUCUCUCUCUCUCUCUCUCUCUCUCUCUCUCUCUUGCACAGAGUCUGGUUGUCAAGUUUUCAUCUUUGCUUGUUCUUCUUCCCUUCUCUCGUUCAUGUUCUCUCUGUUUGUGUUCUGCAUCUCUUAAAACACAUCAAAUUUGAUUUCAAACUUUUUAUUCUAAUCAAACAUUCACUUGUUAAUCGAAAGAAUCAUGGAUUAUCUGAAAAGGGAAAUGAGUUAGUACCAGAAAGCAGAAGAAUUACUUCGUAAAAGGUCUAUAAUUAUGCGAACAUUGUGUGAUGUUUGCGAAAGUGCUGCUGCGAUCCUCUUUUGUGCUGCUGAUGAAGCUGCUCUUUGUCGUGCUUGCGACGAAAAGGUGCAUAUGUGUAAUAAGCUUGCAAGUCGGCAUGUAAGAGUAGGACUUGCUGAUCCUAGUGACGUACCACGUUGUGACAUAUGUGAAAACGCACCUGCUUUCUUCUACUGUGGAAUCGAUGGAAGUUCUCUGUGCUUACAGUGUGACAUGGUUGUUCAUGUUGGUGGUAAACGAACACAUGGAAGAUAUCUGCUACUAAGGCAACAAGUCGAGUUUCCAGGUGAUAGAAAUGGAAAUGGUCGUGAAGAUGAGUUAGGGUCACAACCCGUGGAUCCAAAUAAUCCACCCAAGCUUACAACAAGAGAUAAUCAUAACCAUAACCAACAUCAUAGGUUAUCUGCCAUAGGAAUGAUGGAAAAUAAUAAUAAUACAGAUAAUGUUGGUAGGAUGGAAAAUAAGAUGAUUGACCUUAACUCAAAGCCUCAACGUAUGCAUGGUCAAACUUCAAAUAAUCAGGAACAAGGAAUGGAGAUUAGUGGUGGUAAUAAUGAAUGUGCAAGUGUGGUUCCUAUUGGCUCUUUUAAAAGAGAACCCGAGAAAUAAUUUAGUAUGAGAUGGUCUUGGAGGUUAUCAAAGCAGUGUAUGAGGGAGGGAGGGGAUUAACCGUUUUGAAGGCAGACUUUUACCAUUUGAUAUCGGUGGUAAUCCUCUCUCUUUCAAAUGUGGCAAAUGCUAAUAUUGAUGAUAAGAGUUCCUUACUAUGAAGGAAAAUCCAAGAUUGUUGGUGGAUCAAAAAAUCCGAAUUUGUAAUUGUUUAUAAAUGUGUUUCGUUAUCUUUGAAUUAAAUCUCAUGCAAUUUUAGAUUUUGAUGUAUUUAUUUGUUUUUUUUUUUUUUUAAGUUAUAAACGUCUAAUGGUCGACAAGAUUUAAUUCGGUAGACUAUGUAUGAAUGUUACUUUUCUCAGUUAACUGCAUAAAGAACGACUUAAUAGAAAAAAAAAAUAGUGAAAUAAGGUUUUUAUGAUGA